Messenger RNA from Stylonychia lemnae, 1290 nucleotides. The record is from the annotation of a GenBank genome assembly. NCBI's taxonomy places the organism in Eukaryota, Ciliophora, Spirotrichea, Sporadotrichida, Oxytrichidae.
AUGAUCAAGAUUAAGCAGACUCUAUUUUUUACUUUUUUGGGACUUGGAUUAACUUACUAACAAACUUCCAAUGAAACUUAAACUAUGAUUGAGCUUAUUUAAUCAUUCACAAAUUUCGCAAACUCUCUGAAUGGUACUACUCUCCCUUAUGAAGCAGCAGAAUAAAUUAUACCAGCUAUUUCUAAGUUUCAAGAAUACGUAUAUGACAUUGCAUUAGUUAACUUCAUACCUUAAUAUAACAUAGACCAAUCACUAAUUAACUCAAUGCUAGAAGCAAUAAAUGCUGCUUAUUAAAGAAGCUAUCCAAUUACAAAUCAGCAAACGCCUAGUAUAUUUAACAGUCUUGAUUAGCCAGAAUGCUAUACGAAAUAUUCAGAAGGUGAUAUAAUGAUUUAUUAUGGUUUCAAUAAUUACAUAAAAUUUGCAACAGGAGAGGAUUCCUCUGGAUCAGAAUUUGCAAGCUUUUGUGUUUCUGAGCCUAAUUUCAGUCACAUCCUUGAUGAUUUUAUUGGCUUGAUUGAAGGAACAGGAGAAUGUGACAUAUUAGCUGCUUUAUUUAGUGGUGAACCAAAGAGUAACAUCUAUACAGGUUGGACUGAUUUUAAAGUUGAUCGAUCAAGUUACUUAGUUAUGUAUGCCACCUUAGGAAUAGCUAUGUAAACAACCUGUAACUACUUGAAUACCAGCUUAGAUCAAAGCAAAAUAAAAGAUAUGAAUGGAAAAUAUACUAAUUAAUUAGUGAGAAUGAUUUCAAGAAUUCUAGAAUUCAACGCACUUGCUUAGUAAUCAGUCUCACAAUCUCUGACAUUAACUCUUAUUCAAAUCAUGGUUGACAAUCCAAAUUUAAGUCUUGAUACUUUCACUAAUGGCUUUAAUGGAUUCGAUCUCUACAGUGAUCUAUUGUUGACUAUUGGAUUAACAUAUAGCAGCGCUGAUGAGAGAGAUUUUUACUCUGAGUGCUGGAAUUGCAUCAAUGUUACUCUCGGCAGAUAUCGAGCUGUAUUAACUUGGCUAAGCUUUAAUACUACUACAUCUCUUUCAAGUGAUCUUAAUCUUUAAUAGUAUUUAACUGAAAAUAGAAACCCUUAAGAUAUAGCUAGCGCUAUCAGGAAGAACGUAGGCGAUUGCGUAAGUGGAGUUUGGAUUUUCAAUUAAUCUACCCCUCAUUCUAUUGAAUCGGCUUUUGAGGACAGAAUUGUUAGUUAUCAAGGAGAAAUUUACGAUAUUUAUGUUUGGGGUGUUUAGGAAGAUUGUCUAGGCAGACAAUCUUUUAGAUAAAGUCUAUAUUGA